GUUAAAGCACAAGAGACCAAAACUCUCCCUGCCACUCCUGUUAGCCCUUUAGCUUUGCCCGCCACUGACCUCACUGAAGAGAACGAUGCCGACGAUGAAGGAGAAAUUUGGUACAAUCCCAUCCCCGAAGAUGAUGAUCCUUAUAUCUGCCCCAAUCAAGCAUCCACUAAGAUGGUGCCUGAUCCAGGACAGGAGGUGCUUGAGGCACCGGGGAAAGCUGGAGGGGUUCUAAACACAGGGGACCCAUCACACAUGUCUCCUUCCACUGAGAGCAAUGCCGGAGAUUCCUUACAUUCCACAGACCAUGGCGUGCAGCUGUGCAAGCAGAGGGUCGUGUGCAAGACUGCCGAAGACACCACAAUCAGUCGGUCCCCUGAGCAUGGUCCAAGUGCCCCCAGUAGUCAAAAGGCCAGUUCAUCUGCCCCAGGCGAUUUCUCUCCACCUUGUAGCCCCAACCCAUCAAAGAAAGGAGGAAGCAUUAACUGGUCCCUCCCAGACAAAAUUAAAUCCCCACGGACUGUUCGUAAACUGUCUAUGAAGAUGAAAAAAAGCUACCGGAACUCAGCAGAAAGUUGAGUGUCAAAGGGACAUCGAGCCACAGUAACUCUGACCAGUUGUCUUCCACUUCCAAAGGAAACUGUCAGGAUGUAAGCCACGCACCAUCUUUGUCGUCUGCUGGGCCGGCAGCCUCUGCCGCCAGU
Staurois parvus is the source of this 701-nucleotide messenger RNA. The record is from the annotation of a GenBank genome assembly. Lineage: Eukaryota; Metazoa; Chordata; Amphibia; Anura; Ranidae.